Molecule: messenger RNA, 1830 nt
Organism: Nicotiana attenuata
Lineage: Eukaryota; Viridiplantae; Streptophyta; Magnoliopsida; Solanales; Solanaceae
Product: zinc-finger homeodomain protein 2-like
Exons: 2
Coding region: 750-1523 (257 amino acids)
Biological process (GO): regulation of DNA-templated transcription; regulation of developmental process
Cellular component (GO): nucleus
Molecular function (GO): DNA-binding transcription factor activity; transcription cis-regulatory region binding
Source: RefSeq, a predicted model, not a curated record
UUGUCUAAAUUAACCACACUAAUAAAAACCUUAGAGCUUCAAAAAUAAAGAUUAAUUUUCAUAAGAUACAAUGAAAUUUAAUUUUUCCAAAGGUACAGGCUUUUUGCAGGUGUAUAAGACGUCACUGAACUGAAAUACUGAGCAGACACGCCAUCUUAGUUUCUAUUCUCGUGCUUACUGUAAAGUAAUUUCAGUGACCCUUCACUUUUACCUCCAUUGGCGAAAAAAUGUUCUGAAUUCCAGUGAGGAGCAUUCAUGUUUGAUGCUCUCACCCUAGGGAGCACAUGUUUUACUAACCCAGCUCCAGUAAAAAUCCAUCUUUUUACCCCUCCCAUUAAUUACCUCACAUAUAUAAAAGAUAAAGAAAAUAAUGGAGUAUUAGGGUUUUGAGAGAGAGAAAAGUAUAUAAGCAAGAAUCAAGUUAAAAAGACCAUCUUUUUUAUUCUUUUUCUUUUGCAGGUUGGGUAAUUUAUGUCCACACCUUAGCUCUUUCUCUUAUCUUCUCUUCUGAUCAUCAUCUUUCUCAUCACUAAUCAUUUUCAGUCUCUUUUUUCUCUCCCUUUGUCCCCUCCUCUCACUAUCUAAUUUUUUUUUAUAUACAACCCCACUUUAGAUCUAUUUUCUUUGAGGGGUGAUGUAGAUUUUUUUCUUGUAGUCAAAUUCCAAUAAUUACAUAAUAUAUAUAGCAGAUACAUAUAUUUAUAAAGUAAAAAAGGGUGUAGGUGGGGAGGGUGGUUGAAGAGAGAGCAAUGGAAUUUGAUGAAGAACAUGAGGAGCAAGAAGAGGAAAUUGGAAAUAUUCACCAAAUAUCAUCAGCUGCGGCAACUAUUAAUUUCCAAACACAAGGAAAUAAUUCAGUUAGAGGAGGAGUUGAAGAAGGGGUUUCAACUACUGUUAGAAAGAGUGGUGUUAGGUAUAGAGAGUGCUUGAAAAAUCAUGCCGUGGGCAUAGGCGGACAUGCUGUAGAUGGCUGCGGAGAUUUUAUGCCCGCCGGCGAAGAAGGUACUAUGGAUGCUUUGAAAUGUGCUGCCUGCAAUUGCCACCGGAACUUCCACCGGAAAGAGGUUGAAGGAGAGGUGUUCCACCAUACCCCUCCACCCCACCUAACCCACCACCACCCCCAACCCCAUCAUUCCCACCACCCCCAAUUUUCUCCCUACACUUCCUACCGAACCCCUCACCACCCAUCUGGGUACCUACACGUCAACCCACCACCCCACCAAAGACCCUUAGCACUACCAUCAACUUCUAGAGAAGAUGAAGAUAUGUCGAACCCGAGUAGUAGUGGGGGUGGGGGUGGGGGAAGUGGUGGGGUGGGUGGUUCAUCAAGAAAGAGGUUUAGGACAAAGUUCACAGCAGACCAAAAGGAUAAAAUGUUGGCAUUUGCUGAAAGAUUGGGGUGGCGUAUGCAAAAGCAAGAUGAGGCAUUAGUGCAGCAGUUUUGUGCCGAGACAAAUGUUCAGCGCCAUGUUUUCAAAGUUUGGAUGCACAACAACAAGCACACUCUUGGUAAAAAACCCUAAGAACAUUUUCUCGAUCACUAUUAUGCUUUUCACCUUUUUAUGGGUAAUUAAAAGAAAGCAUCUAUUUGAUGGAGGAGCAAAAUGGGAAGACGGCAGCUAGCUAGAUAUAAUAUCACUAGCCAAGGAUUUGUUGUAAGAGAUUACUUAAUUAACUUUUUUGUUAGGGUUAAUUCCUAGCUAGACAUUUUUAGUCACCUUGGUUCUUCUUUAUUUAUGAAAUUCCAUUUGUCCACUUCAAAUUCGAUCUGAUUAUUUUUGUACGUGUUCUUGGGCUAUUUUCUGUGCAAUUAAUGAUGAUUUCUAGCUA